CAGAAUGUGAGGCAUGUGAAACUCGGCUACCAUCGCCUCACUGCCACCAAAGUGGCAGUGAAAGUGCUGAAAAAGAGCAAAAUCGAUGGCUCCCUGAUAAGGCAAGAGACUGAAAUUAUGAAAAUGCUCCAACAUCCGAAUAUUAUCAAACUGUAUCAGGUCAUUAACACGGUAGAAAAUGUGUACUUGGUACUGGAGUAUGCCGGCGGGGGAGAGCUGAAGAGCUAUGUGGAGAAGCUUGGGCAUGUGGAGGAGGAGACCCGUAGACUCUUCCUAGAGUUGGCCUGGGCAAUUCUGUUUUGCCACCAGAAUGGGAUUGCCCACCAUGACCUGAAACCUGAGAACAUCCUGCUGGAUGGGCAGGGUCAUAUAAAGCUGGGUGAUUUUGGGUUGGGGAGAAAACUCCACCCUGGAGAGAGGGUCAAGGGUUACUAUGGGACAUUUGGCUACUGUGCCCCAGAGGUCUUUACUUUGCAACAGUAUGAUGGGCUGGCUGCUGAUAUCUGGAGCCUGGGAGUGGUGCUGUAUUUCAUCGCUCCCAUUCGGAGACACAGAGAACUACAGAACCAAGCGGAACAUCUUAGCUUCUUACUACACCAUGCCGUUGCAGCUCUCCCCACACCUGAAAAAUCUCCUUGCCCAGUUGCUGAGUGUUACUCCCAGAAUGAGGCCCACGAUCAUCCAAUUAAUGCAGCACUCAUGGCUGAACCAUGAUGUAGAGCCUUCUUCCACAAUAGUUUGCACAACAGAACAACUCCCCCACCAAUCAGACCUUUCGAUUCUCAUAGAUAUGUGCGUCAUGGGCUAUAGGCCUCAAGAAAUCAAAGACUCUUUAAAACAGAAAGAAUUUGAUGAGGUUAUGGCAACAUAUUUAAUGCUGGAGCGGCAGUCAUCCCAGAGGGGCAAUUUGCAUAACAACACUGUAUGUGCUUCCAUCUUUCCGGUGCCCCCCAAAAGGGCAUUGAGUGUCCCUACCC
Molecule: messenger RNA, 977 nt
Organism: Nannospalax galili (Upper Galilee mountains blind mole rat)
Lineage: Eukaryota; Metazoa; Chordata; Mammalia; Rodentia; Spalacidae
Product: sperm motility kinase X-like
Exons: 1
Coding region: 118-714 (198 amino acids)
Biological process (GO): intracellular signal transduction; protein phosphorylation
Cellular component (GO): cytoplasm
Molecular function (GO): protein serine/threonine kinase activity; ATP binding
Source: RefSeq, a predicted model, not a curated record